Messenger RNA from Lodderomyces parapsilosis, 240 nucleotides. RefSeq lists its product as uncharacterized. Bases 1 to 240 code for a protein of 79 amino acids. The transcript has a single exon. The record is from RefSeq and is a predicted model, not a curated record. NCBI's taxonomy places the organism in Eukaryota, Fungi, Ascomycota, Pichiomycetes, Serinales, Debaryomycetaceae.
AUGAGAAGGUUCUAUCCAGGUUAUCGUCCACAUCACUUUGGGUUCGGUGGAUUAUUUAUUGUAGUCGGUGCUUUCAUAUUAGGAAGGGUGUCGGCAAAUCAUUAUGGCCCGGGUCCAAAUUGGAGGCAUCAACGUUGUGGAUUUGAUCACCAUUCAAGCUGCCAAUGUCCAAAUUGUGUUAACUACCAUCAAAACAGAAAGGAUCAGGAGAUCAGGUCUAUGCAUUUACAUCAACAAUGA